AUGAGGCCUCCACCCCGUCCAGUGAUCCAGAGCGAGACUGGGACACAUGCAUGCAAGCCCACUUCUCACACCGCAUUGACCACUCACACUACCAAUGAGCCUACAACCGAGAAGAACAAUCAGACUACCGACCAGAGAACCACACAAACUGUCAAAAGCAGUAGCCCAUACUGUCCCAACUUUGAUCAGAACCUCACCGAUGGGGGGGUUUACCCUGCUAAUUUCUUGUUUCAAGAUGGUGAAGCAGCCAAAAGACCGGGUAAUUGGGAGCAGAUCAACCAACGACUAGGCGUACGACGACUCUCUCUUUCACCCUCGAGUUUCUCGGAAGCAGAUUUUCAAAAUUUUGCUAAAAACAACGACAAUGCUCACAAGGAGAAGCAAGUAACCACAUCGGUAAUACCAAUUAUCGAGGGCAAGAUCAUCGACCCUGGAUCUGUGUGCGGCGGAAUCCGAUGGACAAAUUUGGAUCCUCUCACAGAUGGAACAAUUGUCCCUGGCAAUCCUGACAUCUAUUACGGCGCCCGUCCCGAACGAUUGGACCGACGCGUCCGGGAUGAGCUGAGGAACUCUAUCAUUCCAUCAAAACAGGAUUCCCUCCCUAUCGUGCCAAAUUUCUUUCUAGCUGUGAAAGGCCCUGAUGGAACUGAGAGAGUUGCGAAUAGCCAGGCUUUGUACGAUGGAGCUUUAGGGGAGAGGGGCAUGAUUCGCCUAUUAUCAUUCGGACAUGAGAAGCCAGUCUUCGACAACAGCGCGCAUACGAUUUCAUCGAUAUACUACCAUGGUUACCUUCAGCUGUUCACCAUCCACGCUGCAUCACCAACUGGUCCUGGUGGCAGACCGGAAUAUUUCAUGCACCGAUUGAGAUCCUUUGCCAUGAACGACUCUCCAGAAACAUUUCGACAGGGAGCCGCUGCCUACAGGAAUGCUCGGGAUUGGGCGAAAGAGCAAAGAGACCAGGCCAUCGAGCAAGCAAACGCGAGGGUAAAUGGCCGUCAAAGCACAAUACUUGGGGUCGAGACCAGUGUCGAGCAGGCGUCGAGCCUCACGUCCGAGCCUAGAUUGGGUGAUGCCAACACCGAGACUCCGAUCCAGGAGACACAACCCCAUCCAACCGAAGAUCUCGAAUCGACUCUCAAUUCUCACAACUCUGCAGUCUCAUCCGGCGAGCUUUCAUCGAGUCAAGGGUCUACCAAACGUUUACACAGACAACCUCUAGAAUAA
Messenger RNA from Fonsecaea monophora, 1224 nucleotides. RefSeq lists its product as hypothetical. The transcript has a single exon. Lineage: Eukaryota; Fungi; Ascomycota; Eurotiomycetes; Chaetothyriales; Herpotrichiellaceae. The coding region runs from base 1 to 1224 and encodes 407 amino acids. The record is from RefSeq and is a predicted model, not a curated record.